GCUGUCGUACAGAUAGAGCGUGCGAAACUUCCUUUUUGCCGCGUGUACGCGUUGGGGAAAGCGGCGGAGGGCGAGGGCCGGCGUGUUCUCCCCCGCGCUCCCCGGUAGUAAGUACGCUCUGGCGAGCAUGGAGCCGGCUUGUUUUCUGUCGGCUCAUCCAUUCCACGACAACGGUAUGGCCUCGGAUCUGUACAAGCCGCCGCCGAUCGCUUCACCCUCCUCCGACCGGAUGGAGCCGUCUAAAGCGGCCGAACCCACCCGGAUCAUCAGCGAUCCCGUCACGGGGAGGUCUUACAGCAGAGGUCGGCUGCUCGGCAAGGGGGGAUUUGCAAGAUGCUAUGAAGUAACAGAUCUCUCAAGCAACAAGACAUAUGCUGUCAAAGUCAUUCCUCACAGCAGAGUGGCUAAGCCACAUCAACGGGAGAAGAUCAUCAAUGAAAUUGAUCUGCACAGAGACCUGCACCAUAAACACAUUGUGAAGUUCUCACAUCAUUUUGAAGAUUCAGAUAACAUCUAUAUCUUCCUUGAACACUGCAGUAGAAAAUCCUUGGCACACAUCUGGAAAGCUCGACACACCCUUCUGGAGCCAGAGGUUCGAUAUUACCUCAAACAAAUAAUCUCUGCCUUGAAAUAUCUUCACCUCAAAGGCAUCCUCCACAGGGAUCUCAAACUGGGUAACUUUUUCAUCAAUGAAAACAUGGAACUAAAAGUUGGAGAUUUUGGUUUGGCUGCCCGGCAAGAACCUGCAGACCAGAGGAAAAAGACUAUUUGUGGUACUCCUAACUACCUUGCCCCAGAAGUGCUAUUGCGACAAGGACAUGGGCCAGAGUCGGAUGUAUGGUCAUUGGGCUGUGUCAUGUACACACUGUUAUGUGGAAAUCCUCCUUUUGAGACUUCUGACCUCAAAGAGACCUACAAGUGUAUCAAGCAUGUCACAUACACACUCCCAGCAUUCCUUUCUAUAUCGGCCAAGAACCUUCUUGUGGGCAUUUUGAAACGCAACCCACAGGAACGCUUCACACUUGAGGAAAUCUUGGACCAUGAGUUUUUCACCAAAGGAUAUACACCUGAUAAGCUCCCACCCAGCAGCUGUGUGAUGGUGCCAGAAUUGAAUCCUCCCAAUCCUGCCAAAACUCUGUUUGUAAAAGUCACAAAGACGCUAUUUGGGAAGAGGAAGUCAAAAGUUAAGAAAGCUCCUUCUGAAGAGAAAGAUGACAUCUCCAAAUUGGUAACAGGCCUUGUGAAGACCUCUAUCUGUAGGCAAUUGAGCCACAAAACUGUAGAAGGAAAUGAGGUCACUCUGCUAAGUGGUCAGAGUCCCAGUUCUAGCCCAGUAGAGACUGUAGCGGAAGAGGGCUCGCAGAAGUCUAUCUCCAGGUCCAUUCGUGGGACAAUGGCUAGUAGCUGUGAAGCAUUUGAAGAUUGUGCAAUAGCAUCGGGCAUUGUUGAGUCUGCAAUUGGGCUCCUGAAGAAUUGUCUCUCUGUCAUGCCACCAGCUGAGAGGAAUCCUGCUUCUCUAGCCUGCCACGAGCAUUUUGUUUGGGUGAGCAAGUGGGUGGACUACUCCAACAAAUAUGGCUUUGGCUACCAGCUGUCCGACCGUAGCAUUGGUGUCCUCUUCAAUGAUGGAACUCACAUGACCCUUUCUGCCAACUGGAAGAAAGUACGUUACAACCUGACAAAUAGUAAGCAUUUCUCCUUCCCGGCUUCAGCAGUUCCUGAACAGCUGCAGGGACAGAUGGGUGUCCUGCAGUACUUUGCCUCCUACAUGGAACAGCAUCUUAUGAAAGGAGGAGACUUACCCAGCAUAGAUGAGACUGGACAGGUGCCACUGCUGCUUCUACAGUGGGUAAAGACGAACCAAGCCUUAUUGAUGCUCUUCAGCAAUGGAACUUUGCAGGUGAAUUUCUACAAUGAUCACACCAAGGUGAUUUUCAGCAAACCUGACCAUUCGUGCCUCCUUACCUACAUAAACCGUGACAGGAAUUCCUAUACUUACAAGCUCAGCAGCAUUGCAGAACUGGGCUGCUCUCCAGAGCUGCAGCGUCGGCUCAAGUACAUCCUCAAACUUCUACAACAGCGAACAGACGCUUAAGACUGCAGGGUAGACUUUUGGCUGCCUGCCAUUUCUUGUUCUUCUAAAAACUGGGCAGGAUUCUUCUUUGGCAGAUGCUUCUUCUGGAAAGCAAAACAUCAGAACCAAAACUGAACACAUGUAACUCUGAGCUGCUCUUCAGGAUUCAUCAACUUCUUGGAUGCCUUCCACCAAAUACCUCCUCUUUCCCUUCCCUUCCCUUUUACGAAGGGUAGACUUCAUGGCUCCAGUCCGCAGUGGAGAGGAGAUGUAAAGACAGAUGCCUUAAGUCUUACUACUUAGGUUCUCCUGUGUGAUCAUUGCACAGUUGGUUAUGCACAUGGUGUCAUUGGGAUGGGAGGAAAGAAAAUCUGUGCUCCAUACACUAUCUGGAGAACAAUAUUGGGUGAGUAGGGAGGGAAAUUACAAAUCCUUCUUUUUGAAAAUGGGUUUUUGGGAUUUUUUGCUUGGUGACUAAUGCUUAAGUGUCUGGUGUGAAAGAUGGCAUCCUGGAGCCUGAUGGGUUGAGAAAAGGUUGUGUUCAGUCCAUUUAUUCAGGGCUUGGAGGCUUCAGUUAUGAGCUACUACAUGCCCUUCCAACAGAACACUAUGAUUGCCAAUGUACUGUAUGCUGUGCUGCUUGGAGAGGCAUCGCUCACCAAUCCAUAUUUGGCACUGACUGGUGGACCAACCAGGAAAGCUGUGACUUGGGAACUGGCUGACCAGGGAAGAAGAAAGCUUGUACAACAGAGCAGCUGUACCAGGGGUGAUGCCUCUUUAGCAGGGAGCCAAGCAAACUGCUUCCUUGCUCUGACUGUAUGGUACUUAUAAAUGAAGAUGCUUGGGUGAAUGUCGUUGGCUAUAGUGCCAGCUGCCUUCUGGAGUUGGUGUGGAAGAACCACUACAACUGAGUUAAGGGUACGGUUAAAUCAGAUUCAGUUCAGUCUUCUGGUGCUGCUACUAAGCAUUUGAGGCUGCAAAAGGUACAUGUUGGGUAAUGCAAAUGUUACACUAAUUAGGCAAACAUGGGGCUCCUUCCCCCUCUUCCCAGAAGCUGUGAAUGCCCUUUUUGCCUCAGUUUCUUGGCUGCUUUCAUCCCAUGAUGGAGUCUGCAAUGGGAGUCUGCAAAUUGCCAUGGUACAGACUUGAACAGCUGAAGUAAAUGCUGCCCACUUGGUGUUUUGAACUUGACAGACUGUCUACCUGUGGAGCUUAAAUGGUGUGUGUCUUAAGAUUUAUUUAUGUAUUUAUACAAACUAUUUAUUUUGCACCUGUGUCCUCUCAGUUAUGUACACCAUUUCUUCCCCAAACAGCUGUUUUCAUUACAAUAAAACUCAUUUUUAUUAAAAGCAAGAGAAAUUACUACAA
Messenger RNA from Pogona vitticeps (central bearded dragon), 3442 nucleotides. RefSeq names its product polo like kinase 3 (gene PLK3). Gene Ontology annotation, biological process: protein phosphorylation; mitotic spindle organization; Golgi disassembly. Lineage: Eukaryota; Metazoa; Chordata; Lepidosauria; Squamata; Agamidae. The record is from RefSeq and is a predicted model, not a curated record. Gene Ontology annotation, molecular function: protein binding; ATP binding; protein serine/threonine kinase activity. Gene Ontology annotation, cellular component: nucleus; centrosome; cytoplasm.